Molecule: messenger RNA, 728 nt
Organism: Vigna radiata var. radiata (mung bean)
Lineage: Eukaryota; Viridiplantae; Streptophyta; Magnoliopsida; Fabales; Fabaceae
Exons: 2
Coding region: 134-403 (89 amino acids)
Source: RefSeq, a predicted model, not a curated record
CUGGCCGGGCCGGGUCACCUGCAACACAAGGGCACACCCUGUCAUUCAUCAACACACAGACCCCUCCCAAUUUUGCAAUUGAAUCAGGUAUCGCAAUCGGAAAAUCUGCUAGGGUUUGUUUCAGAGCUAAGCCAUGGCGAUGAGGAGAUUCUUCAACGAGAUAAGGGGAAAGAAGUUGAGCGAGGUUCCAGAGCACGUGAAACCGAUGCUGUCGUUGGGUUACAUAAAGAGAGCAAUUCAGCGUGGCAUGGACAACUACCACGCCAAGUACAUCGAAACCAGUUCCCCCGAUCCCAUCUUCCAUGUCUGCUACGGCGGUAUGAUCUUCUCCUACCUAGUUGCUCUCCCUCACGAGCGCCGCCACCUUGAGCACCGCCAGCAGCACGCUCAGCAGCACCACUGAUUCGUUCCUUCAGGAUGAGCCUGUUUGUGGAACUGGAGGUGGUUGGCUUACUUGAUCUUUUGUUUUGAACAUUUGAAAUUAAGGCAGAAAGUUACCGUCAGCAUCGACGCAUUUCGUCGUUUGGAUGAUAAAAUAAGUUCUUUGAUACGAUUUCUCAAUUUUCUUGCACUUUGAUGUUAAUUGAAUGUGUGAACAGAAAACAUACUUUUAUCUUUGUUGUCUCUUAGUCCUCUUCUGGAAAGGAUUUCACAUCACAUCUCAAACAGUGUGCCGAAGUUCAGUUUUUCAUAAGGCAAAACUGAAUAAUGGGCUAGGUCUUCUGGUA